AUGGAGUCUCUGAGAGCGAUUGAGCUUGAAAUUUACAACCAAGAAAAACUAUAUCAUGAUGCGCCCAAUUCCCAUAUGAAGAACGGAAUUCUUAGCAGACAUCUGGGGUACUCACUAGAGAAGCUCUACGAAGGCCAGUGUGGCAUGAGGAGCAAGAAGGAAAUCAGGAACUUUGGAAGUGACCAGCUCACAGCUCAUUUCAACAUGCACAACUUUAUGAAGGAUAGAUCCUGGUACCCCGGCACUCACCUCCAAUGGAUGGAGAGAAAGUAUUACCAUGAGCUAGAAAUCAGCCACAGGGAUUUUUAUAGGUGGGAAGAUAUAUUAGAAUUGCAUAAGAAGAACAGCAUCCCGAGGAGAGGCAUCAUCAACAUCUGCAGAAUGGCAAGGUUUAUCACAGUGAUGUCUAUUAUUCAAGUGCCUCAGAUCACAGCCAAGGAUAUCAAUGUGAUCUUCCAUGCAUUUCACCACCUUCAAGAAGUCUGGCUGCUGGUUAGAAAUGUACCUGGAGCCAUCACUGACUUUAGAAUAGACCCUUCUGUUGAGUUCAAGAUCAGCAGGAUCCUACAAGAUGGAAUGGAGACCAAAGACCACUGGCUCUCUUCCAUUAUCCAGUCUCCAUCGAUUAGAAAGAACUUGAGAAGGUACGGAGGCUACUAUCAGGGGGAAAAUGACAAGCUCGAGAAGAUUCUGUCAGAAUGGGACUCCAACAUCUGUAUUGAAAGAAGAUAA
Molecule: messenger RNA, 732 nt
Organism: Moneuplotes crassus
Lineage: Eukaryota; Ciliophora; Spirotrichea; Euplotida; Euplotidae
Source: the annotation of a GenBank genome assembly